This is a messenger RNA of Candida dubliniensis CD36, 1302 nucleotides long. It is a transcript of the gene SUB2, whose product is annotated as ATP-dependent RNA helicase. The coding region runs from base 1 to 1302 and encodes 433 amino acids. The record is from RefSeq and is a predicted model, not a curated record. Gene Ontology annotation, molecular function: RNA binding; ATP binding; RNA helicase activity. Gene Ontology annotation, biological process: mRNA splicing, via spliceosome; mRNA export from nucleus. The transcript is spliced from 2 exons. Lineage: Eukaryota; Fungi; Ascomycota; Pichiomycetes; Serinales; Debaryomycetaceae.
AUGUCUCACGAAGGUCAAGAAGAGUUAUUAGAUUAUUCAGAUUCUGAAGAAAUUGCUGUUUCAACCACCACUCAAGCUUCUGGUGAAGGCCAAUCUAAUGAUAAAGAAAGUGAUAAGAAAGGAUCUUAUGUUGGAAUCCAUGCCACUGGUUUCAGAGACUUUUUAUUGAAACCAGAAUUAUUGAGAGCAAUUGGGGAUUGUGGGUUUGAACAUCCUUCUGAAGUCCAACAAGUUUGUAUUCCUCAAUCCAUUUUGGGAACUGAUGUUUUGUGUCAGGCCAAGUCUGGUUUGGGUAAAACUGCUGUUUUUGUAUUGUCAACAUUGCAGCAAUUAGAUCCAGUUCCAGGUGAAAUUUCCACUUUGGUUAUUUGUCAUACCAGAGAAUUGGCCUAUCAAAUCCGUAAUGAAUAUGCCAGAUUUUCCAAGUACAUGCCUGAUGUUAAAACUGAUGUGUUCUAUGGUGGUACCCCAAUUAAGAGGGAUAUUGAAAAAUUGAAGAACAAAGAUACUUGUCCACAUAUUGUAGUGGCAACUCCAGGUAGAUUACAUGCUUUGGUUGAGGAGAAAGCCAUCAGAUUGAACAAUGUCAAGUCGUUUGUUAUUGAUGAGUGUGACAAAGUUUUAGAGUCCAUUGACAUGAGAAGAGAUGUGCAAGACAUUUUCCGUGCAACUCCUCAUCAAAAGCAAGUUAUGAUGUUUUCCGCCACAUUAUCUCAAGAUAUCCGUCCUGUUUGUAAAAAAUUCAUGCAAAACCCAUUGGAAAUUUAUGUUGAUGACGAGGCUAAGUUGACCUUACAUGGUUUGCAACAAUACUACAUAAAAUUGGAUGAGAAAGAGAAGAAUAGAAAAUUAUCUGAUUUGUUGGAUUCCUUGGAAUUCAACCAAGUCAUUAUUUUCGUCAAGUCCACCAGAAGAGCAAACGAAUUGAACAAAUUGUUAUGUGCUUGUAACUUCCCAUCGAUUGCUGUGCAUUCUGGUUUGCCACAAGAAGAAAGAAUUGAAAGAUAUAGAUCUUUCAAAGAAUUCAAUAAGAGAAUCUGUGUUUCAACUGAUGUUUUUGGUAGAGGUAUUGAUAUUGAGAGAAUCAAUUUGGCCAUUAACUAUGACUUGCCAAACGAAGCCGAUCAAUACUUGCAUAGAGUUGGUAGAGCUGGUAGAUUUGGUACCAAGGGGUUAGCUGUUUCUUUUGUCUCUUCCAAGGAGGACGAAGAAGUCUUGGAAAAGAUUCAAAGCAGAUUUGAUGUUAAAAUUACUGAGUUCCCAGAAGAAGGUGUUGAUCCAUCAACUUAUAUGAACACUUGA